AUGCGGCCUCAACCUGCGACACCGCUCGCCGGGGCACCACCCGUGCUUGAGACUCGCCGUCUCGCCCCCCCCCCCCGCCACGCCCCGCCGUCUCUCCAACAUUGGGACACCACCGGUUCCCCCUCCAACGCCGCCUCCCUCAUCUCCGGCGACGGCGUUGGCCCCUCCCCGACGGAUCGGCACAACCCCAAGGCCCCCACGCCUCCACCUCCUCCGCCCCCGCCGUCGGACGAGGGAGCCGCAGCGUGGGCCCGACGCGCGGCCGCGCUGUCGCUGCUGGGGCUCACCGGCGCUGUCGCCGCCAGCACCGUCAACGACCUCUCCGUCUUUCUCUCCUGCUCCAGCCAGGCAAUGGAGAAGGCUACACAGAACAAGCAGGGAGCAAGCGCGAUGGGCGAGCCCAUCACGCGCGGUCCCUGGUACAGCACGUCCAUCGUCAUAAACCGUGCGAAGCGCUCCGUCUCCUGCACUUUCCCGGUGUCGGGGCCCGAAGGCGACGGGCUUCUCAAGUUCAAGGUUGUUCGUUUGGGAGGUGUGUACCGGUUGACAACCUGA
Molecule: messenger RNA, 555 nt
Organism: Hordeum vulgare subsp. vulgare (domesticated barley)
Lineage: Eukaryota; Viridiplantae; Streptophyta; Magnoliopsida; Poales; Poaceae
Product: BEN domain-containing protein 4-like
Exons: 2
Coding region: 1-555 (184 amino acids)
Source: RefSeq, a predicted model, not a curated record